GGUGCUAUUGCGCAGGUGCGGUAAGUUGUGUGUUCCUGUCUGGCGGUCGCCCCUCCCUGAACUCCGAUAUUCUCAUGUCAGGACCCAAAUUUACCCCCUAAAACUCCUCCUGCCGUCUGAUCCUCGGUCAGAGUACCCUCCCCAGGUCCACUUCUCCCCCCGGGCGCUCGGAUUUUUCCCCCAGGGACGCUUACGGGUUGGCACCGUUGUUUUUUGUCGCGCUUGGUUGGCGUUGUUUACUGACCCGGCGGGACCUGAGCAAGCGAUGCCCGACCGUCGGGAUGCUGAGGAGAGAACGCUGAGGCAAGCGUUCCGACAGGCAAACCACGACCUGAACAGCGAGCCCGAGUCCGCAGCCUCCAUACUACAGUCUGUCAAGGAACAGGAACUACAGUUCGAGCAGCUAACACGAGAACUAGAGGCGGAAAGACAGAGCGUCGCCAACCAACUCGAGCGCUGCAAGUUGGGAUCAGAAACAGCCAGCAUGAGUUCGAUCUCCUCCACGGACGAGUCGUUCCACUGGCGCCCGCCGCAGCAGCACGCGCCCGAGGACGACGAGAGCGACGCAGACUCCAAGAUGUCCGGCUCUCAGCUGGUCGACUCAUGUCUUAAAGUCCUGCAGGAGCGCGGUGUGAUGGACACACAUGAUGACCCCAUGGAGGGGAUGAAGGACGCCAUGCCUCACCCCGACCGGUACGCGCCGGAGCGGAGCUACAACGGCGGGGGGAACGGGGAGGCGCCGGUUCACACGUCACACCAGUCGCUACACAGCGUGAACAGCGCCCACUCGAACCCCCACCCUGGCGGGGUCACGACAUCGCAGCCAGAGUCUGUCACCGUCACUAAGGUCAUCCACACCCGCACAGUCACUGAGGUGACGCCAAGGCACCACCCUACAGAUAAUUACUACGAUCCGUACCGCGGUGACAACACGUCUAACCGGGGAACCCCACGGCACAUGGACCCCCCGCCGCCACAGAGCAACUACAGCGACCCAUACGAGGGAAGAAAUCCGUACGAAGCUCCGGAGACCCUCCCCGAUGAGGACCCAGGUCCAGCGGUGUACCGAAACCCGUCCACGGACACGAGCGACUACUACCACAACCCGACGCCGCCGCGCGAACCUGAACCAAACUACUCACGACAGGACUACCAUAACCCCUACACACCCAGCAGGGAGUACUCCAACUACAAUGGGCAGCCUCCGACAGACAACUACGCUCCCGUGUCGUACAUGGAAGACCCGGGAACUCCGGUCAUGCGGGCGCCGCUGGCCGAACCAGAAACGCCGGGCAGCAUGGGCUCUCUCCGGGCGCACACGCCUUCGCUGGACAGCACGCACCGGGCCGACCCCAUGGCCUGGCGCGACCCGGAUCUCCCCGAGCUGAUUGAAAUGCUUCGGGAGCCACACCCUCCCGUACAGGCCAACGCUGCAGCGUAUCUACAGCAUCUCUGCUACGGGGACGACCCUGUUAAAGCUAAGAUCAGGUCCCUGGGCGGUAUUCCUGAGCUGGUUCAGCUGCUGGACCACCCGAGUCCGGACGUGCACCGGAACGCGGCCGGCGCGCUGCGGAACCUCGCGUACGGGAAGGCCAACGAUGAGAACAAGAGCGCCAUCAACAACGCCAACGGGAUCCCCGCCCUCGUACGGCUGCUCAGGAAAACACCCGACACUGAGGUACAGGAACUAGUGACGGGUGUCCUGUGGAACCUAUCCUCCCAUCCGCCGCUGAAACAGGCUGUUAUUGACGACGCCCUCGCCGUGCUCACAAACCGCAUCAUCAUCCCGCACUCCGGCUGGGAGGCCAGCCCAGACGCUGACAGCAAACCUAGAGACAUACAGUGGUCAGUGGUGUUCCGUAACGCGACGGGUUGCCUGCGGAAUGUGAGCUCGGCGGGGCCGGACGCGCGGCGGAAGAUGCGGGAGUGUGACGGGCUAGUGGACGCUCUGCUCCACGUGCUGCAGACCGCCAUCGGCAAGAACGACAUGGACAACAAGUCCGUGGAGAACUGCAUGUGCGUGCUGAGGAACCUCUCCUUCCGGCUGCCGAAAGAAGUGCCAAGCGCACAGAGGUACGAGCUAGCAGAGCCGCCCAAGUCGUCGCAGCCCCCGCCCAAGAAGAAGCCGACGAGCUGCUUCGGUUCGGGGAAGAAAAAGUCAGAAGACAGCGGGAUAAAACAGUGGGAUGGAACGGGACCCAUCCCGCAACGCGCGGAGCCUGCAAGGGGACAGGAGCUGCUGUGGCAACCAGAGGUGGUACGUCCGUAUCUGUCCCUACUGCUGGAGUGUUCAAACCACGACACACUGGAAGCCGCGGCGGGCGCUCUACAGAAUCUCUCGGCGGGGAAUAACAAAUGGGCAGCGUACGUCCGGGCCAUGGUGCGGAAAGACAAGGGGCUGCCGGUGCUCGUCGAGCUGAUCCGCAUGGACAAUGAUCGGGUUGUGCGUGCCGUGGCGACCGCCCUGCGAAACCUCUCGCUGGACAACCGGAACAAGGAACUGAUUGGGAAGUACGCCAUGCGGGACCUGGUGUACCGACUUCCCGGUGGCGACAGCGCACCGAAAACGUCCGAGCCAACCAUGGUGGCGAUCCUACACACGCUGCAUGAGGUCAUCUCCAAGAACAUGGAGAACGCGAAGUCUCUGCGAGACGCGGGCGGGAUCGAGAGGCUCGUCACCAUCAACAAGAACCGGGACAAGUACUCACCCGAGGUCGUCCGGGCGGCAAGACAGGUCCUGGCCACGCUCUGGUCCUUCAAGGACCUGCGGCCCGUCUUCAAGAAGGACGGGUGGAACGCCUCGCACUUCCCGCCGGCCAGAGUCGCGGCGCGCCCGCCUGGGUCCACCAUGGCCCGCGGCGCCUCGCCCGGGGCGGGGCUGGAGUACGACGACACCACCCUGCCCGCGGCCGGGCCCCAGGCCAACUCCAACGCCUACUCCACCCUGCCGGACGACAAGGCCGCAGGCAGGAGGCAGCUCGACUUCUCCCAGGACAACGGCACCAGAAACACAGGAGCAGAUAAAAGCCGUGGAGGUGAAGAGAUCCCAAUGACAGACCUGACACCUGGCUAUGCUACUGUGGAGAGAGAUACAAGGCCGGAACAGAACUUCCAGCCACCGGUGGGAGGAGUGCCGGUAUUUGGAACACCCAACCAGCAGAAUCCAGAACCUCUGUAUGCAAAGCAGGUUAAUAAAGACAAGAGCCGGGCUCAAGACUACGGUUACGUGGACGACCCUGACCCAAGGACGUUCCAGCUGGAGGAUCCCGACCCACAGAAACCCACGGACUCCUGGGUCUGAAUCAACCCACGCGGGGAAAAAACCCCGACCCACG
Molecule: messenger RNA, 3335 nt
Organism: Branchiostoma belcheri (Belcher's lancelet)
Lineage: Eukaryota; Metazoa; Chordata; Leptocardii; Amphioxiformes; Branchiostomatidae
Product: catenin delta-2-like
Exons: 16
Coding region: 266-3301 (1011 amino acids)
Biological process (GO): cell-cell adhesion; cell-cell junction assembly
Cellular component (GO): plasma membrane; nucleus; adherens junction
Molecular function (GO): cadherin binding
Source: RefSeq, a predicted model, not a curated record